This is a messenger RNA of Owenia fusiformis, 2110 nucleotides long. NCBI's taxonomy places the organism in Eukaryota, Metazoa, Annelida, Polychaeta, Sabellida, Oweniidae. The record is from the annotation of a GenBank genome assembly.
CAAGCAACAAAGCAACAGGGGGAAAAAGUGCUCGUGAAAAAAGAUCGCGACGUGGCUCAGCAGCAUCAGGUGCCCAUCAUAGCACUAAUAUUCAUCAAAGCCCAGGGUCACAACAAACCCUUAAUGCUAAAACAGAUGAGCAAUAUAAUAAACUGGCAGUAGAAACAUUAGAAGAACUGGACUGGUGUCUGGAUCAGUUGGAAACAAUACAAACACAUCGCUCUGUCAGUGACAUGGCAACCAGCAAGUUUAAAAGGAUGUUGAACAGAGAACUAAGCCAUUUUGCUGAAUCUAGUAAAUCUGGAAAUCAAAUAUCUGAGUAUAUUUGUAACACAUUUUUAGACAGACAACAAGAAAUAGAUUUGCCAGUGACAAAAAAUGAUGAGUCAGAUAUAAGUACCAUACAGAAUAAAAAAGAAAAAAAGAAAUCCACACCAAUGUCUCAGAUCACGGGUGUGCGGAAACUACGGCAUACAAACAGCUUUACAGGCAACAUGCCUAAAUAUGGUGUUGAAACAGCUCAUGAAAUGGAACUUGCAAAGAUUCUAUGUGACAUAGAUAGAUGGGGAGUUGACAUGUUCAAGAUCUCUGAGCUAUCAGGAAAACGACCUCUUACCGCAGUCACUUACCAAAUUUUUAAGGAACGAGAUUUAUUAAAGACAUUCAAAAUCCCUCCAAAUACUCUAGUCACAUAUCUUAUGCAUUUAGAAGAUCAUUACAGAGAUGUACCCUAUCACAAUCGUAUGCAUGCUGCUGAUGUGACUCAGUCCACACAUGUCUUACUGUCAGUACCUGCUUUAGAGAAUGUGUUCACAGACCUAGAGAUCCUGGCAGCUAUAUUUUCUUGUGCCAUCCAUGAUGUAGACCAUCCAGGGCUAACCAAUCAAUUUCUAAUAAACACAAGUUCGGAGCUAGCUCUUAUGUACAAUGAUGAUUCAGUACUGGAGAAUCACCACCUGGCUGUUGCCUUUAAACUUCUACAAGAGGAGAACUGUGACAUAUUUACUAAUCUGUCAAACAAACAAAGGCAGACAUUACGGCGCAUGGUGAUUGACAUGGUGUUAGCUACUGACAUGUCAAAGCAUAUGAGCUUACUCGCAGACCUGAAGACAAUGGUUGAAACUAAAAAAGUGGCUGGAUCUGGGGUACUGCUCCUUGAUAACUACACAGAUAGGAUACAGGUAUUGCAAAAUAUGGUUCACUGCUCAGAUUUGAGUAACCCAACAAAACCACUGGACAUAUACUGUGAGUGGACGAGACGAAUAAUGGAAGAAUUCUUCAAACAGGGAGAUAUUGAACGAGAACGAGGGCUGGAGAUCAGUCCAAUGUGUGACCGGCAUAAUUCUACAAUUGAGAGGACACAGGUUGGCUUCAUAGACUUUAUAGUACAUCCUUUGUGGGAAACUUGGGCAGACCUAGUGCACCCAGAUGCCCAGGAUAUACUAGACACUCUGGAGGACAAUAGAGACUGGUAUCAAACUAUGAUUCCAGUCACACCCUCAGGUUCAUUUACUGACUCUAAGAACAACACUCCACUAGAUGGAGAAACAACACCAAAUGAAGAGACUAAAUUUCAAUUUGAUUUGACUACGGAUGAUGACAAUGCAUCUAAAGACAGGGGACCCGAUGGUUCCAUGAAGUCUAGUAUUGUGGAUGAAUCUGAACCAAACAUCUGAAUUGAAUGGUUAGUUAUCAAUUGCACAAGACAACUGGCCAUUGAGUUUGUAAAAUCAUGAUGUCUGAUUACAAUGUGGUAACUGAAACAGUUUUGAACACGAUGUUAAAACCUAAGGUUCAAAAUAAUUUAUAUCCAAUAUAGCCCUUGGCUAUUAUGUGAAGUUAUAAAAGCAUGAAGUCAGUGUCCACAUUAUAUACGAGGGGUGAUCAAUAAGUAAUGGACGCUUUUUUACACAGAUACUUUUUAUAGACCAAUCCCUUUGAUUUUCCUACCAUCAUUCAAUUAUCUAUCAAUUCUGAAGAUUUGAAGACAAAAUAUAUAAUACAUAUUGAUAUAUCCUUAUUUACGAGAAGGAGGUAUAGGUACCACGAGACCGACAUUUACACCACAUAUUCAGUUUUUAGCCAGUUUGGUAAAUUGCAGUUAGAUUUG